Molecule: messenger RNA, 3285 nt
Organism: Prorocentrum cordatum
Lineage: Eukaryota; Dinophyceae; Prorocentrales; Prorocentraceae
Source: the annotation of a GenBank genome assembly
CAGGCACAGGCCCUGCCGCUCGCGCUGCGGGGCUGCGACCUGCGCGCCUCGUCGCCCAUCGGCACCGGCAAGCGGCUCGCGUACCUCCUGCCCGCGAUCGUCCAUAUCGAGGCCCAGGAGAAGCUGAAGAAGAAGUCGGACGAGGAGAAGUCGGACAGGGCGACGCCGAUCGCGCUGGUGCUGGCGGCCACCCGCGAGGAGGCGACGCAGAUCGAGGCCUGGGCCCAGAAGCUGCUGCGGCACUCCAGGGAGGGCAGGCACAGGGAGAGCGGCGGCGUGUGGUGCGCCUGCGUGCAGGACAACAUGAAGAGGUCGAAGCUCAGCUUCCAGGACCCGCACUGGUCCACCACCCACCUGGUGGUGGCCAUGGCCAGCCGGCUGGCCGAGUUUGUGCAGGCGAAGGUCAUUUCGCUGGAGAGGGUCUCCUACUUCGUGGUCGACAGCGCCGACCACAUGCUUGCGGACAAGCUCAAGGGCGCCGUCCUCGCGAUCUCCAGCCAGGUGAGGCCCGACAGGCAGUCCCUCGUGUUCGCCAACGAGUGGAGCGAGGAGGUCGGGGAUCUGGCCAAGUCGGUGUGCACCGCGGUGGGCCACAGGCGCGCGCCCUUCGCCCGCAUCUCGGCGGAGGCCUCCAGGACCUCGGCGCGCAUCGGGUGCCUGGCCGACGACCUGCGGAAGAGGGGGGGAGAGCGCGAGCACCAGGUGAUCGUCGUGCAGGUCCCCGAGAGGGAGGACAGGGAGGAGACCGAGAGGAGGCUGGCGGACAAGGAGGCGCGGCUGCUGGAGCACCUCAAGCGGGUGCUGGCGGAGGACAAGGACAACAAGGCCGCCCGGCGCUGGCCCGAGGAGGUCCAGAGGGCGCUGCACACCGCCGCGAGCGGCAGCAGAGAGCCCAGGACAGGCUCCUGCUCCGCCUGCGGGCAGCGGCCGAGCGCCUGGCCGCCCACCACUCUGCCCAGCCAGCGAUGGCACGAGAAGGGAAGGGCAGAGGCAGCGGUGGCCGAGGCGGCAAGGGCCACGCCCAGGAAGGAGCAGCACCGCCAGCAGCGCCCCCUUGGCGCCAGGAGAGGUGGCAUGGCGCUGGAUGGCAAGAGCAGCACUGGCAUGCGGAGCCAGCAGGCGAGGACCCGCCCUGGCGCAGACCGCUAUCACGGCCGCGGCGCUCUGGCCAGGCCAGCCCUCGCCAGCUCCAGCAAAGCGGACCAGAGGGCCCAAAAAGUCAUUGACUCUGUGGCAGCCUGCACGCUGGACGAGGCCACCUCCCACCCAAAGUGGCAGGCGCCCCCAGCCGACCGCGCAGGCAUCCAGAAGUUUCUGAGCAGCGCUGACCAGAGGCUGAGGAAGCUCGGCGACCUGGUCAUCGCCAAGCAGGCCGCGGGCGACAGCACGAAGGAGCAGUUGAUGGAAAUCUCGGUCAUCAAAUAUCAGAAGCUGGUCACGAGGAGGCCGAAUGACCAGCUGCAGGUGCUCAGCAAAAGGCGCAAGGCCGUCAAACUCGAAGUCAUCGCCCUCGAGGCCAAGACGAACGAGCUGCGGGACGACCUCAAGGCCAAGCAGCAGGAGUUGAGGCAGCUCGAGUCCAACAUCGCCGACGUGCGGGUCGUGCUCGCCGACGGCGGCGCGGCGGACGACGAGGGCGACUGGGACACGGACGGGUUUGGCUUGGCGCCGAGCUGGGAUACCUUCCACAAGGCCGUGAUCGAUAGGCGCCUGAACAGCGAAGCACCUGGUGACGGACCUCCAGCUUGGCCAGCGGGAGUGGCUAAGGCGAAUGCGGAGAGGGCCCACCAACAGCAGCGCCAUGCCGAAGCCGAGCAGGAGUUUGCUGCCGAGCUGGCGGAAGUCAGGAGGGUCGCCCGCGAGCAGGCACUCCGCCGCAACGCCGAGCAGGCGAAGCUCAGGCUGAUCAAGAAGCAACAAGCCGAGCAGCUCGAGUUCGCGACGCAGAUGGAGGCCAGGAUAAUCAGCCAUGACGCAGCUUUCAGUCAAGCCAAGGCUGAGGCCGAGGCGGCGACCCAACGUGCAAAUCACCUGCGAGAGCAGCUUGAGUAUGCCCGAGCGGAGCACCGAGCGCAGCCGCAGCCCCAGGACAGGGUCUACCAAGACCUACUGCGGGCAAGCGCCGAGGCGCAAGAGGCAUUGCGACAGGCCCAGCACGAGAGCGCCCAAGCGACAGCUACAGCCGGCACUCUCAAGCAGCAGCUCACCAGGCAGGAACUGGUCAUGGAAGAGAAGCUCCAGGAGGCCAAAAAGAACCACGCCCUUGAGCUUGAAGCUGCCGCCGAAUCAGCCAGGGUCCAGGCAAUUGCCCAGGCCCAAGUGGUUGCCAAUGCCAAGGGAAAAGGGGCCCUCCCGCCGGCAGGAGCGGCCAGGCUGCAAGGGAUCGCCCAGACAGCAGCACGGCAGCAGGAUCGGCUCAAGCAGACCAAAAGCGAGCUCGAGGCAGCUGAAGCCCGCAUACACGAGCUCCAGCAGUACUCCAAGCUUGAGGCGGGCGCUGCGCAGCGUGCAGUACAGGUCGCAUACCACGAAGCAGCGGAGCUGAGAAGCACCAGCGAGGAGCGGCAGAUCCCGCACGAGGUGCAGGCAUUGCAGUUCGCCCUGCUAAGGACUAGAGCAGAGGAGGAGGAGAUUGCGAAGGCCAGCCUGAAGGACAAGGAGGCAAUGCGGGCGGAGCUCGAAGGCAGUGCUGAGCGAAUAAGGUCGAGUCUCACCCGCCAAGUCAUGAUAGAAGAAGCGAACGCACAUGACUUGCAGCUGCACACAGAGAGCCUGCGACAGGAACUGAGCAGCUACGCGGUGCAGCUGAGCGAGCAGAGGUCUAACGCAGAGGUGCAGGAGCAGGCGCUGGAGGAGGAGCUCGCCCAAGCCCUCACCUUCAGGAUCGCCAGCAUGGAGGAGGCCUCCGCCAUGGAAGACUUUGCCAGCCAGCAGAGGACGGGCAGGGAGGUGGCCAUCCACCUCGCGCUGCAAGAAAGCCUCCAGCGCUCCCGCACGCUACACACCGAGCUCGACGCCAUCGCAAAGAAGGAGCAGCAGGGCGCGACGGAGACAGAGGAGUUAAAGCUGAGAACGCAGAGCCUGGAAGCCAUUGCAGCCAGCAGGGAACGUGAACGCAAAGCCAUGGUCAGCCUGUACGCCGAGAUGAGGCAAUACGGGCAGGAGGGCUACGACUUCACCAAGAGGGCAGCUCAUCACCUCGUCCAAGGGGGCCACCUCCCAACGUCCCAAGAGUCCAUGGACGACUACCAGGAGGCCGCCGACCUGCACGAGAAAACCAGAUGA